This is a messenger RNA of Lactuca saligna, 297 nucleotides long. The record is from the annotation of a GenBank genome assembly. Lineage: Eukaryota; Viridiplantae; Streptophyta; Magnoliopsida; Asterales; Asteraceae.
AUGAACAAGGUAGUAGAUGCUUCUGGAUCUGUUUGCAACAGUACGACCAAAAAAGUCAAUAAACUAAUUACUGAUGCACGAGUGUUCAUGGAGAAGUUCCAGAGCUCUUUUGAGUCCAAUACCGCGAAGGCUAAUGAAGUCAUUUCUAGCCUGGGCUCAACCCUUAAAAUAGAGAAGGUGAAACUUCAAGAGGUUCAUACUGGUCUUAAAACUGACCAUGCUGAGUUCAAUUCAUCCAUUUCCUCGAUGAUUUCAAAGCUUCAAGAUGACUUAGCCCUCGAGAGAAAAAUUCUUUAA